UAUCGCCAUCAUUUCCACAGCAAGUCGGCAGCAAAUCGGGCUCAAGGUUGGAGCGUUGGAUCGAUCCGUGGUGGCCUUUGGAAACGGGCGGUGAUUCUGCGGGAGGUUUAGAGGAAAUCGAGUGACAUGGAAGCUGUGGCAGCCAGCUACGUCAAGGACACCGAGCUGCGGCUCGGUUUGCCGGGAUCCGAGGCGCCGGAGAAGCCGGCGAUGAGGGGCGGAAAACGAGCUCUGCCGGAAGAUGAUGAGGCUGCCUUCUGCAAGUCUUCACCGGAGGAUGCCUCCGGUCUCCGGAGUGUCGGUGCGGCCCCGGUGGCUAAGGCGCAAGUGGUUGGGUGGCCGCCUAUCCGGACGUACAGGAAGAACAACUUCCAGGCGAGGAAGGCUGAGACGGGGGCGGAUGCCUCCGGGUUGUUUGUGAAGGUGAGCAUGGAUGGGGCUCCUUACUUGAGAAAGAUUGAUCUCAAGCUUUACCAGGGGUACAAGGAGCUCAAGGAGGCAUUGGACAGCAUGUUCAAAUCCUUUUCACAAGGGGAAUCUUCACGAAAAGAAGGCUGCAAUGGAUCUGAAUAUGCCAUCACCUAUGAAGACAAAGAUGGCGACUUGAUGUUGGUUGGAGAUGUCCCCUGGGAAAUGUUUACUUCUUCUUGCAAACGACUGAGGAUCAUGAAAGCAUCUGAAGCAAGAGGUUUAGAAUCAAAACAAUAAGAAGUCAACAAGUUCUACAAGGAGAUACAACUAGAAUUUUGAGCGUUUACUUCAUGAAAAUAGAUGUUUUGUCCUUCUUCACGAACGGUGAACAAGCAAAAAAAAAGAAGUUUGGAAGUGAUUUUUGGAUCACCUUGUCAUUCCUCUUCAAACAAGAAGUUAAAAAUAUCAAAAGAAAAUUAGCAAGAUAUGCUAAAAGUUGUUCAAGCAUGCUUGUAUCCGAGAAUAUUAUGCAUCUUGUAUAUAAGAAGUUUGUCUACCUUUUUGAAUAGAGAAUAAUUAUAUUUUAUGUUC
Messenger RNA from Zingiber officinale, 1002 nucleotides. Its product is annotated as auxin-induced protein 22D-like. Gene Ontology annotation, molecular function: protein binding. Gene Ontology annotation, cellular component: nucleus. Bases 127 to 708 code for a protein of 193 amino acids. Gene Ontology annotation, biological process: regulation of DNA-templated transcription. The record is from RefSeq and is a predicted model, not a curated record. The transcript has 4 exons. Lineage: Eukaryota; Viridiplantae; Streptophyta; Magnoliopsida; Zingiberales; Zingiberaceae.